AUGUCAGAUACCGAAUUAGAAAAUUAUCUUGCUUUCUCUAUAAAGCUCGCCGAAGAAUGCGGAAAAGUGAUACGCGACGCUUCAAAAGCUCGGUAUCGUAAAGUUGAAGAAGGAAGCGACAACAACAUACUUGAGAAACACGGAAAUCCAACAGAUUUGGUUACCGAAACUGAUAGAAAAGUUGAAGAAAUUGUGCUUGAUAGAAUCAGUAAAGAGUUUCCUUUACAUAAAUUUAUUGGCGAAGAGACCGUUGCGGCUGGCAUAGAAUGUAAAUUGACCGAUGACCCUACGUGGAUAGUCGAUCCAAUUGAUGGCACCAUGAAUUUCGUUCACGGACUCCCUUUUGUUGCAAUCUCGAUCGGUUUGGCAAUAAACAAAGAACCCGUAGUUGGCGUGAUAUAUAACCCAUUUAUGAACGAACUAUACACAGCAAUAAAGGGAAAAGGCGCCUACUUAAAUCACACAACACGUCUUCCCCUCUCGCAUCCACACAACCCGCUUCCACUACCACCCACCCUUUCCCAAUGCCUCGUCGUGACAGAAAUUGGAAGCGACCGAUCACCAUCAAUAAUCGAUAAAAAGAUCAAGUCAAUUCAUAAUAUGGUUUCACAGCCUGGACAGAGUAGUAGUACGAAAAAAGCAGGACUUGUGCACGGGAUACGGUGUUUCGGUAGUGCGGCUACGAAUCUUUGUUAUAUUGCUAGAGGUGAUGCGGAUCUUUAUUGGGAGAUUGGGUGCUGGGAAUGGGAUGUAGCAGCAGGAAUUGUAAUCUGUCAAGAAGCUGGCGGUAUAGUAGUCAGUGGCAACGGUCCCGACGAAAGUCCCGUGAACAUCCUUGGGCGUAAAUACUUGGCAGUUCGUGGAUGUUCCCCAAGUGCUGGCGAUACGGAUGCUAAACAAAGUCAGCUUCGUAUUGUGAGAGAGCUUUGGGAUAUUGUUGAAGAGAUUGAGA
Molecule: messenger RNA, 952 nt
Organism: Ambispora leptoticha
Lineage: Eukaryota; Fungi; Glomeromycota; Glomeromycetes; Archaeosporales; Ambisporaceae
Source: the annotation of a GenBank genome assembly